CGACGUCACCCCCCCACCCCCCCCCCCCAUCACUCACUCACUCACUCACUCACUCUCCCUCCCUCACCCCCACGCUCCCACCCAUUUGCUCACCUCGUUGCUGUUGCAUUCGAAUUGGAGGGUGACCAUGGCGCAGUCCUGCCUGCACUCCACCGCCGGAGCAGCUAUCUGGACAUUUCCAGCGGCCAAGAUGGUGUCAACACCCAGACAAGCAUCACUCGUAAGAUGUUCUAUGAGCAAGAAAGGAGAGAAGAUGCAGGCUGAAAUGCCGCGUAGAGAAGCUCUGGCAACCAUAGCCUUGGGGACGGCUCUCUCUUGGCUGCCCAGUGGAAUUGCAGAUGCUGCUGGUUUGCCUCCUGGUCCUCCUGCUCCCAAGAUCUGUGACGAUACUUGUGAGAAGGAGCUUGACAGUAUCCCAAUGGAGACAACACCGUCAGGUCUUCAGUACAAAGACAUUGUCGUUGGAACUGGGGACAGUCCGCCUGUUGGAUUCCAGGUCGCAGCAAACUACGUGGCUAUGAUACCCAAUGGCAAGAUUUUUGACAGUUCUCUCGAGAAAGGAGUGCCAUAUAUCUUUCGAGUAGGUGCUGGUCAGGUCGUCAAGGGCUUGGACGAGGGAAUCUUAACCAUGAAAGUUGGAGGCAAGCGCCGAUUAUAUAUCCCUGGCGAGUUGGCGUUUCCGAAGGGACUCGGUGCUGCAGCGGGUAGACCAAGAGUACCACCCAGUAGCCCAGUCAUCUUCGACGUAAGCUUAUUGUAUAUUCCUGGCAUUUCAGACUUCGAGGAAUAGUGUAGCUAAAGCUACCGUGCACACUCUCUUGUCACGAGUGACUCAAGUAGGAUUGAUCUGAACCAUUUGGUUGAUCAGUUGUAGAGAUGUAACAAAUUUUUUUUUUUUUUUUUUUUUCUAACAAUUCGAUCAUUUAAGUUCAUUCCGUACGUUCCACCACGUCGAAUUGCUCAGUUUAUUGAUCAGGAAUACUGAAGGAGCUUGUUGAGUGAAUAACACCAGAAAACGUAGUGUGCAGACGCUAAUAUGAUUAUUAUAACAUAGCGCCUCAUACGUGAUAAAUUCUUUGGUGCAUGAGAGUAGAACAUGUCAGUAAUACCAAAAUGGUGUAGUUGCAAGCAUUAUUUAUAAACCGUGCGAGGCAAGAUGAGUUUUAUCAAAGUUA
Physcomitrium patens is the source of this 1175-nucleotide messenger RNA. Its product is annotated as peptidyl-prolyl cis-trans isomerase FKBP16-3, chloroplastic. The record is from RefSeq and is a predicted model, not a curated record. Gene Ontology annotation, molecular function: peptidyl-prolyl cis-trans isomerase activity. Lineage: Eukaryota; Viridiplantae; Streptophyta; Bryopsida; Funariales; Funariaceae.